CAAUCAAAAUUGAUUAAAUAUGAAUCGAAUAGUAGUGAUAAUAAUAAAAUUAAACGUGGUUCAAAACGUAAAUCGAAUGCAAAUUCAACGAUCGAUAAUAAUGAUGAUGUGAAUGAUGAUCGAAAAUUAAUGAUGAACAUUUCACAUAAUAAUGAUUCAAAUUUUAUGGAUCAUCUGUUACAAUUAUAUAGUUUUAAUCGUGAAAAUUAUUUAAAAUUUUUACAACAACAAAUUCCACAAUUAUCAUCAUCAUCAUCAUCAUCAAUGAAUUCUACAACCAAUCAAUCGAUACGUAUGAUGAUGAAAAAUACUGAUGGACAAGAUGACCACCACAAUCGUCAGCAACAACAACAGCAACGAUCAUCACCAUCAUCAUCAUCACCAUCGUCAUGUAAUCAACAACAAAUAAAAAAUCAUGCCGAUAAUGAUGAUGAUUUGGAAAAUGAAAAUCAUGAAAUACCGGUCAAUAAUAGCAUGGACAACAACAAUCAUCAUCGUCGUCGUACAAUAAUAAAUUUUUCACAAAUAGUGAUGAUGGUAUAAAUGAUGAUGAUCAAUAUAAGACAAUCCGUAAUCGUGAUCAUUCAUCGAUUAUUGAUCAACAACAACGACAACAACAACAACAACAAUCAUCGUCAUCAUCAUCA
Molecule: messenger RNA, 647 nt
Organism: Dermatophagoides farinae (American house dust mite)
Lineage: Eukaryota; Metazoa; Arthropoda; Arachnida; Sarcoptiformes; Pyroglyphidae
Source: RefSeq, a predicted model, not a curated record